Molecule: messenger RNA, 631 nt
Organism: Ectocarpus sp. CCAP 1310/34
Lineage: Eukaryota; Phaeophyceae; Ectocarpales; Ectocarpaceae
Source: the annotation of a GenBank genome assembly
GCGUGAUUAUUUCGGAGAUUUUUUUUUUCUCUCGGCCGGGGGGGGGUGGCCUUCACGGAAAUAAUUAUCAAGAUCCAAACGACCGUCUUACGCUCCGAGCAGUUUGUUUUCGCGCGAGCGAUUUUUUUUAGGGGCCACGUGCAUGUUUGGGGGGUGUCUAAGUGACAGUCCCGUGCACACAGCCGUGGCUCCUCAUUCGUCAACCACGACAGCACGCUACUGCUGUAGGGACGCACGAAUCCAUAACACCACCAUGGUCGUGGAGGCGCUACUCCUACCCAGGAAUGAACACUCCCAUGAUCUGCUGGAGUACCUCAGUCAUACCAAACAGACUCCGAAGCACCUAUCGCUCAUCCAGAACGCGGCAGCUUACUACCAGUGCCUUGUCACCAAGCGGGAGGCCGGGACCAUGUCAACCCAAUAGAGGGAUGCACACGCCAGAACCAACUACAAGAACUUCACCGUUCCAAGCUUCCUGUGUUGGUGGAAGACCGUGGUCAUUCAAACCCCCGCGAGUUGGCUGACCCAAGACCUUAUGGGCAUGACCACCGGAAACGAUUCAGCCAAAAGGCUCUGCAACACCGACGGUCUGGUUUGGUCCAAGUACCUAUCGUGUGGCCGUGAGAUCAGG